AUGCAUAAACUUCUUUUAGUUUUCCUAACUCUUCCACUCUUUAUCUCGUGCUCUCGUCGCCAUCGUUACGGCUAUGAUCAGUACAAAACCACGUGCGUAGCGUUCGGAAGCUUGAAGUUGGACUGGUGUGACACUGUGGUGAGUUCGCUAUCAAGUGCCUCUAUAAUCAUGUUUCGUUUCUUUAGCAAGGCCUAAAAUCCUUCUGGAGAACGCAGUCGAUUGCCUGGUCUCCGGGAAAAACGAAGAACAUGACUUUCACAGAGCUGAGAUCUCAUUGCGACGACGCAUUCGUAAGCCUUUAGACCCUAAGAUUCGUACUCAACCCGAUGCACAGACUUGUCGUGAAAACUCAGGAUGCUUCAUGGACUUUGUCAACUACCAACAACUGGAUCAGUGCACAGUCGACAUCUUCGAGUUGGGACCGAUGUCGUUUUGCGAUGACAUUUUGAGAGAGGUCCUGAAGAAGAAGCCGGAGGAACUGACGGAUUGCGUCAAAGUGUACCUGAAGGAUGUCAGUCUAGUACUUACUCUUUGUAUGUGUGAACACCGAUUACUUUCCAGAUGUCACCCUCCAAAUUCGACUGUGUGAGCAUCAAAACUCGAGCAGAGUGCUACAUUCCAAACGUUGAGAAGCAUUGCGAACCAAACUUUGCCGCACUUUACAAAGAGGUAACUCUAACUGGCCAUCCGAACUCCGUCCCUCUUUCUAGCACUCCGAUUUACGACUCUUCAACCGCGCGUGCGACGGUCGACUGCGGUACAAGGAUUGGGAUUACAAAAAGGGACAAGAGUACGGAAUCCAAUUUGUGCCCGGAGGUAUCAAAGUGGUGGAUCCGAAGAGGAAUGUGACCAGACUCGAAGUUGGUCCGACGGAAGUGACUGGGGCUAUCAACUCUACCAAUGUGUGAUUUGAAUCUGAAAACAUACAAAAAUAAAUGACUUCAUACUUUUUUCAAGUGUUCAAGAGUGUAG
Caenorhabditis sp. 36 PRJEB53466 is the source of this 972-nucleotide messenger RNA. The record is from the annotation of a GenBank genome assembly. NCBI's taxonomy places the organism in Eukaryota, Metazoa, Nematoda, Chromadorea, Rhabditida, Rhabditidae.